AACACUUCAGCCACUCCUCUGACAAAAAAUAAGAUAAUUUCAACACACUCGUAUUUGUAAAGAUUUGGAGGAUAUCCAGUGAAGCCAUGGUUCACCUGUUAAUAUGGUUGUUAAUAUUUUUUUCUCUGCAAAGCGCUGCACUCACCUCUCGAAAUGACUCGGCGCCCUUACCGCGGACUUUCUCCGGGCACUUUGUAAUGGUAACCGACGAGCCUGUAGACUACCUGGAUCUGUCUGUGCUGGACAGUUUGAUGGAUGACGGGUCUGGCUCAGGGUUGGAGCAGGUACCGGUGAAACGACACGGCCCACACCUUCAUCCCACUAAGAGCUAUUUUGUCUCAGAGGAAGCAAAAGGUUUUCUUCAAGGUCGACUGGCAACAAGCUUUGUCCCGACCGUUUACACCCUCGUCUUCAUCAUCAGCGUUUCCCUCAACCUUGUCGCCAUUGUGAUGUUCGUGCAUCACGUGCGUCCCAGAAAACCGGCCGCGAUCUACAUGCUGAACCUGGCCUGCGCCGACCUGCUGUUCGGCCUCCUCCUCCCCUUCAAGAUCGCCUACCAUUACAAUGGCAACAACUGGAUCUACGGCUCCUUCAUGUGCAGAGUUGUCACAGCAGCUUUCUACUGCAACAUGUAUUGCUCUGUGCUGCUCAUGACCUGUAUCAGCGUUGACCGUUUCCUGGCUGUGGUUUACCCCAUUAACUCCCUGACCUGGCGCAGCCCUCAGACCGCUUCAGCUGUGUGUGCUGCCAUGUGGCUGUUAGCCCUUGGAGGAGUGUCCCCCCUCCUGAUCUCAGGGCAGACCAUGUAUCUGUCAGACCUGGACAUCACCACCUGCCACGAUGUGCAGGAUGUGGAAAACCUAAAAGCUUACUAUCUUUACUUCUUCCCCAUCUACUCCUCUGUCUUCUUCUUCAUCCCUCUUGUCUUCACUGUUGUCUGUUACGUACGUAUUAUUCAGGCUCUGGCAGCAGCCAAUGUGGAGAACCGCUCCAGGAAGACUCGGGCCGUGGUGAUGGCUGUGGUGGUGCUGGUGGUUUUUGUGGUCUGCUUCACCCCCACCAACAUCAUCCUGAUGGUUCACUAUGUUGAGCUGUCCCAGAAGUCCAGUGACGGUUCCUACCAGGCGUACCUGCUCUCCAUGUGUGUAGGCAGCCUGAGCUGCUGUCUGGAUCCUUUCCUCUAUUACUUUGGCUCCUCUCAGUGCCAGAAGCAGGUGGCAGCACUGCUCAGAUGUAGGCGACUGACACAGGCAGAGAGCAGCUCAGGAACACAAAGCACAAGAACCAGCGGGCGGACAGACAGCAGCAGGUCAUGCAAGAUGGAGAGUGUUCAAACUGGCCUGGGGAGCCAUUACAGCAGGCUAGUGGCUUAACUACAUGGACGUGACGAGCCUGCCUCAUGAGAGACUUUUAAAAUUUGCACGCACACACACCCACCCCCACAGUAUGAUACAGCAUGAGUCAUUGUGUAUUUAAAUCCUAUGACACUGUGUGAAAAAAACAGCAUAGCUAAACAUUUUCUGACAUUCGUUUCAGAUUUUUGUUUCAUAUGCUUGUUUUCAAUGAUCCAUGGGAAUUUAACAGAAGCUGUAUAAUAAUAACAACAAUAAUAUUUUAAUCUGAAAAACAUUUAUGUAGCAACAACAAAAAUGACACCACAAUUCUCAGAAUGCAAUUCCGUAUGUCAACAUCUGUUAUAAUUUUUAUGAGUAAUCAUGUGAAAUCAUUCAUCACUUGAUUCACUGGCAUUCAUUACGUUACGUUUACAUUUUACGUUACAAUAUGUUUGUGUAAAUAGCAAAGUCCGUGCUAAGGCAUAGAUAAUUCAAGACAAAACUACUGCUUAAUACAAAUGUUACUGUAUCUCUAUCAUUUUUUUUAAAUUGCUGCUCACUCUGUACUCUCUUUUUCAUCCGGGCAGAGCUCUGAAACACAGUAAAAGAGAAAAAAAAAGAUAAAUUGUUGGGUAGGAACAGUGUCCCUGAGCAUCACGGAGAAUGUUGGCUCCAUUUCCUGACAUUUGUACUUCAUGGAAUUACUCCAAUAUUAAUGAAACUUGCAUUGUAAAUUGUGUGUGUGUAAUUCCACAAUACAACAUCUCCACCUUGUGGUAACUUGUGAGUUGUAUUAACUGGUAAAGAUUAGACUCAGGUCCUUUAAGCUGCCGUCAUAACAGGUUACUGACCUGUUUUACCAUCGUAGCUAUGGAAGUUUUCCGGGAGGUUCAGACACCCAACUUGUUUCUUGAAAAUUUCAACAUCUUUGGGAUCUAUUUUUCCUGUCCGUGCUGAAGGAGAAGGGAGAUGUUAAGAAGGCACAUUACCACAUUUGAGACUCUGACCGACUGUGUUAAAACUGAUGAGGACCAAACUUACUGAACUGCAGGAUGUUUCUACCAGUGACAUCCCCAUUUCGAAAGGUGUCUGUCCACAGCAGGCAGUCAGAGCAAGUCUGUAGAAUAUGUCCUUUGUGUUCCGACAGAUUUUCUUCAAAAAUGGACAGCGUGGCUGAUUAUAAUGCAGUAUUGUGUACAUUGAGACUUGUUGUUGUGGAUAUAAUACUCUCUUAUUCAUCUUGUUAAUAUUAUGCUAAAGACAU
Messenger RNA from Micropterus salmoides (largemouth bass), 2598 nucleotides. RefSeq names its product coagulation factor II (thrombin) receptor (gene f2r). The record is from RefSeq and is a predicted model, not a curated record. Gene Ontology annotation, molecular function: thrombin-activated receptor activity. Gene Ontology annotation, cellular component: membrane. The transcript has 2 exons. The coding region runs from base 87 to 1373 and encodes 428 amino acids. Lineage: Eukaryota; Metazoa; Chordata; Actinopteri; Centrarchiformes; Centrarchidae. Gene Ontology annotation, biological process: blood coagulation; positive regulation of Rho protein signal transduction; phospholipase C-activating G protein-coupled receptor signaling pathway.